AUGCGUUUCAAGUGUGUUUCCAGAUUCUGUAAUUCAAUGCUAUCCGAAUCAGCUUUUUUGGAUAUACAUAAAUGUCAUUCUGGUGCGACAAAGUUUCGUUUGCACGGAGAAGGAGUUUAUUACACUGCGGAGGAAAAGAAAGAUGGAAAAGCCUCUGCCUCCGUUCUCCAAGUUGAGAGAUUUAAUAAUUUUUACAACAGCAACCCUGCAUAUUCUCGUUUGAAUUGUGUUAAUAGUUUAUUUUGUGCUUGGGAAUCAUCAUGUAUGCAACCUGCUGCAAUUUUCAAUCCCAGCACAAAAGAAGUAAGACUUCUGCCCAACCCUAAUGAAGGUAAAUGCUGGAAUACAUUUUCAUUAGGUUUUGAGCUGGAAGAAAACAAGUACAAAGUUCUCUGGACAACAUAUCAUCCUCGAGAAAGGCACACAAAGUACUGGGUUUUCACUUUAGGAAUAGACAUAUCAUGGAGAGACACUCAGAACAUUUUCCCUUGUAUUCCGUAUAGUAUGCCCAGUGUUUGCACUAAUGGAGUCAUCUAUCAAUUUGCUAUGGCAGAUUAUAUAUCUAUAGUUGCAUUUGAUGUUAAAUCUGAAAAAAUCGAAAAUAUUGCAUUGUGGGAUGCAAUUGAGUUUGUGUACUAUUACCAGUUGAUAGAGGUGAAGGGUAAAUUAGGGGUCAUAGAUUACAGACAAUGGGUAAGGAGAUACUUUGACUUAUGGAUUUUAGAGAAGGCUCCAAAAAGAGAAUGGGAGAGACAUAUUAUUGGGGUUCCCUCGAAAAGGAACACUACAGAGCCUAGAUUUGCAUCAUUCUUCGAUGGGGAGAUUGUAUUCGUCGUGAACUCAGGUGAUUUAUGUUGUUUGUGUUAUGAUUUCACAAGAAAGAGUUGGAGAGAAUCAAAAAUCAAGGGGCCUCCUAAGAAAAACGACAUCAAAGGCAUUUAUAGUUAUGCUGAAAGUCUUGUUCCCUUUGGGGGUGAUGAAGUGGAGAAUGUUGAACAAGAGGUGCACAAUAUAUUCUUAAAGCAAUUUAUGAACAUGGUGGACAAAAGUAAUUUAGCACAAAGGGAACUACAAUCAAAACUCACGGAACUUGAAUCAAUGAUGAUGGAAAAACGAGCAAAAGACAUGAAACUACAGGCAAUAAUCAUGGAGCUUCAAGCUAAGGUUGACGCUGAUCAAUUUGCAAGUUACAGGCCCAGCUAA
Solanum tuberosum (potato) is the source of this 1203-nucleotide messenger RNA. Its product is annotated as putative F-box protein At1g19160. The record is from RefSeq and is a predicted model, not a curated record. Lineage: Eukaryota; Viridiplantae; Streptophyta; Magnoliopsida; Solanales; Solanaceae. The transcript is spliced from 2 exons. The coding region runs from base 1 to 1203 and encodes 400 amino acids.